Messenger RNA from Symbiodinium pilosum, 756 nucleotides. The record is from the annotation of a GenBank genome assembly. Lineage: Eukaryota; Dinophyceae; Suessiales; Symbiodiniaceae.
AUGACCACAAAGCUCAUGGACGUUGCAGAAAUUCGUUUCACCCAGGAGCAUGUGUACGACACCUUCAAUGCCAACUCGGACCGCGCUGGCAGCGUCUUAGACCUGAUGGACUCAAUUCUGAAAGGGGAGAAAACUCCUUGGGACAUUCCCCUCAUCCGUGUGGCCGCCAAGAAGGGUGCAUACUGGUGCGUUGACAACCGCCGGCUCUUCACAUACAAGCACCUCCAGUUGGGUACGAUACCCGUCGAGGUGUUUAGUUGGAAGGACAACCGUGAGUUUGAGCUCAAAUACAAGAACGGUCUACCGUUCCGUCAACAGACGAGCAAUGGCCUCCGAAUUGGCCUCCUUCAAAGAAGUGGUCGGCCAUUUCCAAGGAGCCCGGUGGCUGAACCGACGUUGUCAAAGUUCACGAAGUUCUUCACACCAGCACAACAGCGAAAGCAUGAGGCCCAGAUCGCAGCGCUGCGAAAGAAGCGGGACAAGGAAGCUCGAUCCUGCUCGGAUGCGGUCUCCACUGCUGCCACCGCCCUGGAGGACCUUCUACAGGGUGGCACGACCGGUCCUGAGGAAACGCCAAAGAAGCGGAAGAGAAAGUUGAAGAAGGCCAUGUCUGACACAAACCGAGCUUCUUCAGCCAAGAAGAAGCCUAAGUCUAGUGUGGAGGCCGCCGAUCACGGGGACAAGGUCACGGUGACGGUGGCAAAAGAGGAUUCAGACGAUGAGGAGUUCGACGUCGAGAUCACAGCGCCUCUGUGA